GUGUGGACACGGCAUGUGUGUGUGUGGACACGGCAUGUGAGUGUGGACACGGCAUGUGUGUGAGUGUGGACACGGCAUGUGAGUGUGGACACGGCAUGUGUGUGUGUGGACACGGCAUGUGAGUGUGGACACAGCAUGUGUGUGUGUGGACAUGGCAUGUGUGAAUGUGGACACGGCAUGUGUGUGUGUGUGGACACGGCAUGUGAGUGUGGACACGGCAUGUGUGUGUGGGCAUGUGUGUGUGGACACGGCGUGUGUGUGUGUGGACAUGGCAUGUGAGUGUGGACACGGCAUGUGUGUGUGGACAUGGCAUGUGUGCACACGGCGUGUGUGUGUGUGUGGACAUGGCAUGUGUGUGGACACGGCAUGUGUGUGUGUGGACACGGCAUGUGUGUGGACACGGCAUGUGUGGACAUGGCAUGUGUGUGUGUGGACACGGCAUGUGAGUGUGGACACGGCAUGUGUGUGUGUGGACACGGUGUGUGCAUGAGUGUGGACACGGCGUGUGCGUGAGUGUGGACACGGCGUGAGAGUGUGGACACAGCAUGUGUGAGUGUGGACACGGCAUGUGUGAGUGUGGACACGGCGUGUGCGUGUGUGGACACGGUGUGUGUGUGUGUGGACAUGGCGUGUGUGUGUGUGUGGACACGGCAUGUGUGUGUGUGGACACGGCAUGUGAGUGUGGACACGGCAUGUGUGGACACGGCGUGUGUGUGUGGACACGGCGUGUGUGUGUGGACACGGCAUGUGUGUAGACACGGCAUGUGUGUGUGUGGACACGGCAUGUGUGUGGACACGGCAUGUGUGUGUGUGUGGACACGGCAUGUGUGGACACGGCAUGUGAGUGUGGACACGGCAUGUGAGUGUGGACACGGCAUGUGAGUGUGGACACGGCAUGUGUGUGUGUGGACACGGCAUGUGAGUGUGGACACAGCAUGUGUGUGUGUGGACAUGGCAUGUGUGAAUGUGGACACGGCAUGUGUGUGUGUGGACACGGCAUGUGAGUGUGGACACGGCAUGUGUGUGUGGACAUGGCGUGUGUGUGGACACGGCGUGUGUGUGUGUGGACAUGGCAUGUGUGUGAGUGUGGACACGGCAUGUGUGUGUGGACACGGCAUGUGUGGACACGGCGUGUGUGUGUGUGGACAUGGCAUGUGUGUGGACACGGCAUGUGUGUGUGGACACGGCAUGUGUGUGGACAUGGCAUGUGUGUGUGUGUGGACACGGCAUGUGAGUGUGGACACGGCAUGUGUGUGUGUGGACACGGCAUGUGAGUGUGGACACAGCAUGUGUGUGUGGACACGGCGUGUGCAUGAGUGUGGACACGGCAUGUGCGUGAGUGUGGACACGGCGUGAGAGUGUGGACACAGCAUGUGUGAGUGUGGACACGGCAUGUGUGAGUGUGGACACGGCGUGUGCGUGUGUGGACACGGCGUGUGUGAGUGUGGACAUGGCGUGUGUGUGUGUGUGGACACGGCAUGUGUGUGUGUGGACACGGCGUGUGCGUGAGUGUGGACACGGCGUGAGAGUGUGGACACAGCAUGUGUGAGUGUGGACACGGCAUGUGUGAGUGUGGACACGGCGUGUGCGUGUGUGGACACGGCGUGUGUGUGUGUGUGGACACGGCAUGUGUGUGUGUGGACACGGCGUGUGUGUGAGUGUGGACACGGCAUGAGUGUGGACACGGCAUGAGUGUGGACACGGCAUGUGUGAGUGUGGACAUGGCAUAUGUGAGCUUCCGGACACGGCACGUGUGUGAGAGCCUGUGGACAUGGGGGCAUGGAGCGUGUGAACACAUGGCCCAUGUGUGAGAGCAGCCACGUAUGUGUGUGGAUGAGGCAGGUGAGCACAUGGGUGGGUGUGGGCAGGGAAGUGGCAGGAAUGGGCUGUGAGGGCAGGCAGCAGUGAGCAAAGGGCAGGGGCAGGCUGGGCAUAGGUUGUGGGGGGCUCGGGGAGGGCCCCUGCUAGGAGGCCCACCCAGGAGCUCAGGGGCCACAGGGACCUGGAACUGCGGUGAGCAGCUUCCAGCAGGUGCUCCAGCCUCCUGGGGCUAUAGGGAGAGAGGGCUUUGUCCAAGCACACACCCCAGCCCAGACCUGCCCAGGCUGCAGCGGCUGUGCUGACCCCUACCCGGCUCCGACCCUCACCCCUCCCUCCCUGCCCUCCAGCUGCCUGUCCCGCCAAGGAGAGGAGGAAGCCAGCCAAUCCCUGAGGCUUGCGGCCACACCCUUGGCCAGCACGACCCAUAGGGUAUAAAUAGACCUGCUUGGGAGCCCACACCCGGCAACUCACACCUGCCUCAGACCAGAGCUCUGUGCGGGUGACGGCGCACGCAUUCCUUGUGUCCCCGCCUGUCUUGGACAGAGCAGAAGCCACUGCCAGACCAGUGCCACCGGGACAGCUGCUGGUGGCCGGCCCCGGGGAGGGAUACCUGCUGGGUGAAGCACAGGCCGGGCCGGGCCCGGAGAAGAGGAAGCAGACGCUGCCAGGGCAGGGCAGCCCAGGGCCUUGGAGCCCAACCGUGGCCGGCGAGGAGGACCAUGCCCGGGACCCGCUGACCCCCGGCCACCAGCUCAGAGACAUGUCGUCAGGCCAGCAGGUGUGGCACACGGCUGUGCCACCCCCUCGCCGGAGCAGCUCCACAGCCUCGAUGCCCAGGUCCCCUGGCACCCCUGGCUCGGAGAGGGUGGCCUCCCCCCUGGAGUGCUCCAUCUGUUUCUCAGGCUAUGACAACAUCUUCAAGACACCCAAGGAGCUCUCCUGCACCCACGUCUUCUGCCUGGAGUGCCUGGCCCGGCUGGCGGCUGCUCAGCCUGUGGGCCGCCCCGGCGGUGAGGCUGUACCUUGCCCCUUCUGCAGGCAGCCCACGGCCGUGCCGCCCGCCGGAGCCCCCGCGCUGCGCACCAGCCGCCAGCUGCAGGCCCGGAUGCCGGCGCAUUUGCGGCGUGAGGAGCCUGUGUGGCUGGAGGGCACCAAGCUGUGCUGCCAGCCACUGCCCACCACACCUGGCCGCGAGCCCGGUUUCGUAUGCGUGGACGUGGGUUUGAGCAAGCCUGCCGAGCCGCCCGCGCCCGCCCGGGACCCUGCCCCCCGCCGGGGCCGCCUGGCCCGCUGCUGGGCGCGCUGCAGGGACUGGAGGCGCAUGGCACUGGUCUCUGCCCUGCUGCUGAUGCUCUUCUGCGUGGCACUCUGGCCGGUGCAGUGCGCGCUCAAGACUGGGAACCUGCGCUGCCUGCCCCUGCCCCCCCGGCCCCCGGCCACCAGCACAGCCGCCUCCCCCCUCGGGCCUCUGACUGACAACUAGGGCCAGCAGCCUCUGCCCAGGUCAGCCGCCCUCGCCCAGCUCCACGGGGUGUCCCCCACCGGGGGGCCCAAGGACACAGCAGCCACUGGAAGUCGGUCCCCGAGGACGCGAAAGGAGCCUGGCAUCUCUGAGGACUCCCCCGGGGCCCCACCAAGACCAGGCUCCAUUUAGCUUGUCCACCCCUCAUUCUCCAGGCUGGGUCCUGAUGGGGUGGACAAGAGGGUCCCCAAAGCCUCCAAGAACCGCAGUCUCACCUGGCGCGGUGGCUCACGCCUGUCAUCUCAGCACUCCGGAGGGCUGAGGCAGAAAGACCACUUGAGGUCGGGAUUUUGACACCAGCCUGGCCAACAUGGUGAAACCCCAUCUCUACUAAAAAUACAAAAAUUAGCCGGGCAUUGUGGCGGGCGCCUCUUAGCUACUGGGGAGGCUGAGGCAGGAGAACUGCUUGAACCGGGGAGGUGGAGGUGGCAGUGAGCCAAGAUUGCACCACUGCAUCCAGCCUGGGCGACAGAGGGAGACCCUGUCUCAAAACAAAAAAAAAGACAGGCUCGUACAGGAAGGGCCCAGGAGAGCAGCUGGUCAGCGUCCCCGCCACCCACACACCCUGUGAACUGCCUGCCAGGGAAGCCCCUUGCCAAGAAGGAAGGGGCCUUGCCGUGCUUCCACUCAUGCUGACAUUUCCCCGCAGGGCUGGUCCUGCCAUUGGGUGGGGGUGCUCAUCUUGCCCUCGGACUGUGGGGAGAGAGUGGAGGCAGGGCAGCCCCCCAGUGCAAGGUAACCACAGAAACUUCCAGCUGCCCCUCCAACCUUGUGAAUUGUACCUUUUACAAUAAAUUAUCUGUAUCCAUCUUUGGCAAGAGGGCCUCACCCUGGGUGCCCCUGCUGCAGCCUCAACCCAGAGGAUACUCUGACGGGAUGAGACUCCCAGCAGCCACUGGGACAGGUGGGCCCCAGGUUCUAGGGGAUCCAACUCCCAGCCCCUCUGGCUGCAGACAGGCUGGGGGUUUCUGGAGUGGGCUGGCGACUCAGCAAUGUGAGGCUCCCCAGGGAGAUGGGGAGAGGCCCAGGACACUUGGGGCAGGGCAGGCUGGACCAGGGGGAGGGCUUCAGCUUGGUUCAGAGCCCGGGGGCUGACAAAGGGGGCCUUUCUCUUCCCCCAUCCUCUGCCGUGGCCAUACUAGGCCACACCUCCAGGAAGUCAUGCCCCCAUGGCCCUGCUAGGGUCCCUGAGAACUGGAGAACCACAGAACCAUGACCCCUGUGGGAACCCAGAAGCAAAGGUAACAGCCAGCGUGCAGCCUGCAGAUCCACUGACUCUCCGGCAACUCCCAGGGCCAGCCUGGCUGGGGAAGAGUCAGAGGUCAGCUACGUGAGGUAUCGGCAGGAGGCUCGCCAACCCCAGCCCUACCCCGUCUGUCAUCAGCCCCAGGAAUCCCGCACCACCAGGCAGGCACGGCCAGGAGGGCCCAGGCCAGGUCCAGCUCACGCAGGCCUCCUCAGCCUUCUCAUCCCUGACCCCAGAGCCCAGGUACUUCCUGCUCCAACCAGCUGGGCCUCUGGUCCAGGGUGGG
This is a messenger RNA of Pan troglodytes (chimpanzee), 4875 nucleotides long. It is a transcript of the gene RNF223, whose product is annotated as ring finger protein 223. The transcript has 2 exons. Gene Ontology annotation, biological process: protein ubiquitination. Gene Ontology annotation, molecular function: ubiquitin protein ligase activity. NCBI's taxonomy places the organism in Eukaryota, Metazoa, Chordata, Mammalia, Primates, Hominidae. The record is from RefSeq and is a predicted model, not a curated record. The coding region runs from base 2582 to 3304 and encodes 240 amino acids.